UUUUUUUGUGCGAAAGUUGCCAAGGCCAACAGCUGCGAGCAACUAGCGAACUAGGGGAACAAUAAGCGUUUAUACAUCUAUAUAUAUAUAUACAUAUAUAUAUAAUGAUUUAUAGAAAGAUUCAAUUUUCUUUUGCUUAUACUUUAUAUUGCGUAUACGCCACGUCGUCUAAAUGAUGGGCAUUUCCCAUUGAGUGACGAGAUAAUUUACAAAUUUACACAGUUAUAGUUAAAAUCCGUUUAUAAUCCGUAUAUAAUUCAUUAGAAAUUUUUUCCCCUGAAAAACGGCAUUUGAACUUUAGGAAGUGCUUAAGUAACGUUGUAUUGUUGAAGUUUUUCCACGAAACUACGGCUUGCAAAGUAUCGAUCAAGUGUGCAAGCUCCAUUCUUGGCUAACCUGUCUAGCAUUAUAGCCAUGCGAUAUUUGCUCUUUAUUGGGUUUUUCCUGUUUGCUCUUUUGACCCUGUCUGUGGGUCAGGAGUUUUGCCAUUGUAAUCUUAUAUAUAAACCAUUGUGCGCAUCGGACUCCAAGACCUACAGCAACUACUGUGAAUUCAAAUGUGAAGUUAGAAGUGGAAACCCCAUAACAGUGGUAACAUGGAAAAAGUGCAAGUAAUAUGUAUAUCCACCUGGUUAUGGCCGACCAAAAGUUGUAUGAUGUAAUGUGAAUAAUAAAUGCAACCAGUGUCUUUUGGAUUGUGAAGCCAAAAACGGACGCUACAUUACUGUGAAAAAUUGGGGAAAGUGCGGGAACACUAAAGAUGAAUUGCCAUUUUUAUAUCGACUUGAUAAAAAGUGUUUAAUAAAUAAAAAUUUUAAAUAAUUUAAAAAUGUACAUAUAUGCUUCUGGUAUCAGACCGAAUCGCUGAAGCUUAAACUGUGUUUACACAAACGAUAUUGUUUAAAUCUUCUUCGCAGUGUUUAUUUCCAAUAGGUUCAUGACAAUGCAAAUAAAUAGAAAAUUUAAAUGCAUAAAUAUUUAUUCAUACUUAUUUUAUUGUCAUAACAAAGCCGGAAAAUUAGAUGAAAGACAACUGUCUACAGAGAACUAAAUAUUUAAGUGUGCAUUUUUUGAGGCUGCUGUUAUUGACCCCAUUUUUGGCUUGGCUUCUAAUUAGGCAAAUGUUGCCAUAACUUUACCCAACAAAUAAAGCAAAAUAUAUUAAUAAAUUAAUGAAUAUAUAUUCCUGCGUAUCAAUAUUGCAUAUUAUAACUAAGUCUUGGUAGAAGAUUCGGUGGAAUAGGACUGCGAGCAUCGGUUAACUUUGAACCUUAGAAAGUUAUAAAGUCACGGUUUAUUGCUGUAGUUUUUCCAACUAGGGCUUGCUAAGGUGGCAGGUUCUGGCUUAUCUAUAAAUAAGUGGCAAUCAUUUGGGAAAGCUCCAGUCUUGCCAAGCCUGUCUAGCAUUAUAGCCAUGCGUUGCCUAGCCUUCAUCGCUUUCUGCCUGUCUGCACUUUUGGCCCUGGCUGUGGGCCAGGUAUUCCA
Molecule: messenger RNA, 1485 nt
Organism: Drosophila simulans
Lineage: Eukaryota; Metazoa; Arthropoda; Insecta; Diptera; Drosophilidae
Gene: Sfp33A3
Product: ovomucoid
Exons: 1
Coding region: 415-615 (66 amino acids)
Molecular function (GO): protein binding
Source: RefSeq, a predicted model, not a curated record